This is a messenger RNA of Macrosiphum euphorbiae (potato aphid), 345 nucleotides long. The record is from the annotation of a GenBank genome assembly. NCBI's taxonomy places the organism in Eukaryota, Metazoa, Arthropoda, Insecta, Hemiptera, Aphididae.
AUGAGCACUGCUCUCCGGAGGGGAGGUAGCUUCCUCGGAAUGCGUUUCGGUACAGAAAGGGGGGAAAGCCUCUUUGGCGCCUUGCUUGGCUGCUUUCCUAAAUACAACUUCAGUCCACUGCCUUUCAUUCGCGUCCUUAGGAACGGAGGUGCCUGGAAUUCUGGCGGCAGAAAUGGGGAGGGUCAUAGGCGGGGAGCCUUGCGGUUUCUCUUAAUCUUUCUUUGGCCUUGGAAGCGGCCUCAGCGUCUUCAUCCAUUGCAGAAGCGUUUUACCGGUGGUCUUCGGGCUGUUGGGAAUGAUGACCUGUGGGGCUGUGCUGAUGUGUUGUGCGACAGAAAUAUCUGA